Molecule: messenger RNA, 1878 nt
Organism: Angiostrongylus costaricensis
Lineage: Eukaryota; Metazoa; Nematoda; Chromadorea; Rhabditida; Metastrongylidae
Source: the annotation of a GenBank genome assembly
AUGAGGACGGUAUUCGACCGUUGGUGGUUUCGGGCGUUCGCUGCGGUGGCAUUAUUCUUCGUGUGCCAGUUGUGUUUCAUGAUCUCAAGAGUUCAGUAUUUGGAUGAAGAGAAGCUUACUGUUCAAGCUGAGAUACAAACACUGGAGCGAAAGCGUGACGGCUUGCUCAUAGAAAUUGCGACCAAAGAGCGUGAGAUAGUGCGAUUAGAUCGAAAGGAACAACAACUGGAAAAAGGUGGUCAUUCAGAAAAUUCCAGUGUUCGCGAUCGAUUGAGGCUCGUUGGAACUGAUCGGGAAACUGGUCCUAUGAUUUAUUUUGUCACACCGACCGGCUUUCGUCCUACACAGAAAGCUGAUCUUACUCGUCUAUCUUAUACUCUUUCACAUGUUCCUAAUUUACACUGGAUUGUUGUCGAGGAUUCUGACGUAACCUCAAAAAGUGUUGCGGGAAUUCUGAAGAGGUCUCACCUACCUCAUACGCAUUUGAAUGUGAAAACGCCAGCAAAUAUGAAGAUGAAGUACAUGGAUCCUAGUUGGUACUUGCCAAGAGGUGUUCCACAACGAAAUACUGCGUUAGCUUGGCUGAGGACUCAGCUUUCCAAAGCAAAAAGUGGCGCUGUUUAUUUUGGUGACGAUGAUAACACGUACGACUUGCGGUUAUUCAAUGAAAUUAGAUCAGUUGAUGUGGUUGGGGUAUGGCCUGUUGGUAUCGUUGGAGGUCUAGUUGCUGAAUGGCCAAUUUUAUCGGAAAAUGGAACAGUAAUUGGCUUCAACGCUGUAUGGAAGCCGGAUCGUCAGUUUCCCAUCGAUAUGGCUGCAUUUGCCGUGAAUAUCACUCUGAUUACUUCUCAUCCAAACGCUGCUUUUUCUUUUGAUGUAGCGAGAGGACAGCAGAUAUUAUGUCUAAUGCAAAUGGAGUGUUUUUCAGACGUAAUCAUGGGAGAACGUAAAGGACAAAACUUCUAUUACCCUCCUGACUUCGAUUAUAAGAAGCACAAAAGUCUUAACAAAUAUCAUGGUACUCACGCACUACGGGAGAGAGCUAAGAAAAUCUCACAGGGUAUUCUUAUUAUCAGAUUUGAGAUGCCGUUUAAUAUAUGGUGCCUUGGUUGCAAUAACCAUGUUGGUAUGGGUGUACGAUAUAACGCUGAGAAGAAGAAAAUUGGAAUGUACUAUACGACACCUUUGUACGAAUUCCGAAUGAAGUGUCAUUUGUGCGACAACUACUUUGUAAUACGAACAGAUCCUAAGAAUUUCGACUACGAAUUGGUUGAGGGAUGUUCAAGACAAGAGAAACGUUUCGAACCGUCGGAAGUCGACCAAAUCGAUACUUCGGAUAGUGAUUUUAGUCACAAAUUAGCAGCAGACGCCAUGUUUAAGACAGAACAUAAGGAGGAGAAAGAGAAGAAAGAACUCAAUGAAAAGAGAGCCUACGAUGAUGAUUUGCGUGCACGCUGCUCAUUGAGUAUUUCGCUUGAGCCUGAGGAUCCGAACGAUAGGAAAGUUGCUGGCAUGUUGGCGCGAUUUCGUACCAUUAAAUCGCAAGAUGAACGUGAGGAAGAACGUCGCAGAGAAGCCGCAGCUCGACGAAUAUUUCCAUCUACGUCUUCUAGUGAGGUCUCCACUCCAAAGAUGAUAGAUCAGUUGAAAAGGACCAUAAAACGAGAUCGUGAUCGUCGAAUUAACGAUAACUUCAAUUUCGGAUUAACUGCAAAAAAGUCUUCGUUGACACUUGGCGUCGUUCGAAAAAACGUGAAAGAAGAACCGGAAGAGAUUGAAGAUGAUUUAACAAAUGCUUCUAUCAGAGUUAAAGAUGAAGCAAAAACAGCUGUUACAAAUGGGCUCGUUGCCGAUUACGACUCGUCAGGAUCAGAAUGA